Messenger RNA from Aspergillus japonicus CBS 114.51, 1850 nucleotides. RefSeq names its product Zn(2+) transporter ZRT3. Gene Ontology annotation, molecular function: zinc ion transmembrane transporter activity. Bases 124 to 1587 code for a protein of 487 amino acids. Gene Ontology annotation, biological process: zinc ion transmembrane transport. Gene Ontology annotation, cellular component: membrane. The record is from RefSeq and is a predicted model, not a curated record. NCBI's taxonomy places the organism in Eukaryota, Fungi, Ascomycota, Eurotiomycetes, Eurotiales, Aspergillaceae. The transcript is spliced from 3 exons.
CUAUUCUGGGAUCUCCUCAUCUCUUCCAAGCUCCUCCACUUCUGUCCCCAUCUGUCUGUCGAUCUCCCUUCCCUUCCCUAUCCUUCCCUCCCCAUCAGUCCUUUUCCCACCCCCCCCCCCAUCAUGGCUGCCAGCAAUGACCUCCGGGGCUGGGUCAUGAGUGCCGUCUCUGGUGCGGCCUGCGUCCUGGGGUCGUCCGUCAUCUGCAUCGAUAUAGUAUUGCGGCAGUUAACACGACGAAAGGACUUUCAAAUAGUCCACAACAAUGCAUUCUUGUCAGCAUCGCUCUGUCUGAGUGCAGGUGUCAUGCUUUUCACGUCUCUCUAUAGCAUGCUUCCUACGUCUCAUAAUUACCUCAUUCGCGCUGGCUGGUCUCCCUCCAGCUCGGCGUAUGUGCUCAUUGGACUCUUCCUCGCCGGUGUCGUCGUCAUUCGCUUCGCAUCCGCCUUGCUGCACCGGUAUAUCCCCUCUCAUGUCGUCGAUUGCGCUCAUUCCCACGAACCGCAUCCGAAACACGAUCACCACCAUGAGCCCAACGGGCACCAUCAUGAUGAGUCGAAUACGUGGAACGAGCGCACCCCCCUUCUGUCACGGUCCUUCAAAUCCUCCCCGGCGACCAUGACCCUCCCCGAGGCGAACUCUCGCACCCAAGUGCCUCUCCAACGGCGGGAAUCAUUGCGGGAUCGUCUGACGCGGCGCUUCAGCCGAAUGGUGGGCGUCAAAGCUCAGUGCGACGAGAACGGACCUUGUUUCGGAUUUUCGCAGGCGUGUGGCCAUGAAUGUACCAAGACCCUCUUGCAGACCCCCUCAAUCUCGGAUGUAGGCAGUGACCUGGUUCGUCCAUCCCUCCAACCCCCCCGCAGCAUCACCGUCCACGGAGAUGCAACCCAGCCCAACGAUCUCGAAUCGGGUCUACCUCGCGUGCACGAGUCGCACCACCACCACCACCAUCAUCACCAUCAUCACCAUGAAACCAGCUCCUCCUCGUCGCACACGGGCCUGUUGGACGAUCAGUGCGAGCCGUCGGAAGACUCCCCGCACAAGCCUCCGGUCGUCUCCGCGACCGAGACGCCGCAACAUCACCACCACGUCCCGCAGAACGCAUUCUUGUCCAUCGGGCUCCAGACGUCCGUCGCCAUCGCCCUGCACAAGCUGCCUGAGGGCUUCAUCACGUAUGCGACCAACCACGCGAGCCCGACUCUAGGACUGACCGUCUUCCUGGCGCUCUUCAUCCACAACAUCAGCGAGGGCUUCGCCAUGGCCCUGCCCCUCUACCUGGCCCUGCACUCGCGCGGCUGGGCCAUGUUCUGGUCCAGUCUGCUGGGCGGCAUCAGUCAGCCGGCGGGCGCGGGCCUCGCCGCCCUCUGGAUCUGGGGCGCCCGGCGCGCCAACGGGGACGAUGGGACGGCCGGUCCGUCGUGGGGCGUGUACGGGGGCAUGUUCGCCGCCACCGCGGGCGUCAUGACCUCGGUGGCGCUGCAGCUGUUCAGUGAGGGGUUGACUUUGACCCAUCAUCGGGGCAUGUGCACGGGGUUUGCGAUUGGGGGUAUGGUCCUGAUGGGUCUCAGCUUUGCGCUCACGGCAUGAUCUUUCGUGCAUCGUUGGUUGGCGUUGAUUCUCGGGUAUGAUACGGGGUGAAAAAAUAUAACUUGCAUCCUUCUUUUCCAGUUGUUACUAGACAGAAUGACUCAUGAGAUAGCAUGGUUCAAGCGGAGUGACUCUUUUUGUGAAGUUAUGAAAUGACGUGACGAUAUCGGGGGUCGAUUGAUUGUUUCUGGGUUGUAUCUGAUUACUUGGGGAACACAUAUAUAUAUAGCGUUACCGGGAGAAUCGCAGUUCGUCUUCAUGUU